CUGUUGUUUUGGCUGAAGCGGAUCCAAAUUCCCAAAUGUGUCACCUUCUACAAGUUCUCGACCUUAUGAAACAAAAACGAUGGGUAGAAGCCAAGUUUUUAUGGGUCGAGAAUCUGCCGUCAUAUGUUAAGUCAGAAAAAAAGGAACAAGUAAAUUUAUUUGGAAGUCUUUCAGAAUGUUUUUUUGAACAGUUCUUCCACGAUUCCUUGGACCAAAAUCUCAUCAUUGUUAAAAGUACAGUAACAACUGAAUGUGAUUCAAGCUAUUGUCCAAAGAAAGUUCUGUCUCCGGUAAAUUAUUUCGAUAUUGUACUUAUAAAAAUGAAUGCAUCAGUAUUGUCAGGAAGCAUCUAUUUCGAAACUUGCCUCAAACACUGGCAGGAACCUUACCUCUGCAUAUGUGGAUCUGAGUUCAAGACUACCAAUGGUGAAGUACCAAAGAAUAUUCCCGUCAAUGCCUACGGAAUUGAAAAAGUCACUUUAGUCGAGACUGGAGAAACUAAGAAUGUAUACCGAUGUGUGAACAAUGUCACAUCAACAAGACAAAUCGACCAGCGACUUCCCUUGAUUCUUGUAAUUAAUGUUACAGAAAUUAGUAUUGAUGACGAAGGAGUAUAUCUUCAAAACAAGAACCUAUCCGAAGAAAUCAGUUUUCCCUAUGAGGACCACGUUAUGGCAAAAAGGUAUCGCCUAGCUGAAGUUUCAUAUUGCAAUGGAAGCCACCACGUUGCUGACAUCUACUUUGAGAAAACUAAGAAUGUAGGCUGGUAUCAAUAUGACGGGUUAGAGAAGACCUACCAUGCAAGAGCCAUGUAUAUUGGACACUCACGCUCACCACUAAAAAAUGGGUAUACUAUGGACUUUGUCAUUUAUACAAUGAUCUGA
Molecule: messenger RNA, 884 nt
Organism: Ambispora gerdemannii
Lineage: Eukaryota; Fungi; Glomeromycota; Glomeromycetes; Archaeosporales; Ambisporaceae
Source: the annotation of a GenBank genome assembly